UUUUGCACUGAUUUUAUAAUGAAAUUAGCCGGUUUGUUUUUGACACUAGUUGCGUUCGGUAGUUUUGGAACCGAGGCGUAUACAUUUUCAAGAUGUGAAUUAGCUAGAACGUUAAGGUAUCACGGUUUACCAGAAAAUAAAUUGAGAGAUUGGGUAUGUUUAGUAGAGAAAGAGAGCAGCCGCAGAACAGACGCAAUCGGGAUGCAAAAUUCGGACGGAUCGUGGGACCACGGCUUGUUUCAAAUCAAUGAUAGAUACUGGUGCAACCGAGCUGGCUGGCCGGGGAAGGAGUGCAAUGUUUCUUGUGACCAGCUCCGAAGUAACGAUAUAACAGAAGCAGUGAGGUGCGCUAAGAAAAUAUUCGCUCGCCACGGUUUCUCUGCCUGGGUCGCUUGGCGAAGCUACUGCCAGUACAAUCUACCAGAUAUAAGUUAUUGUUAAAUAACGUUUAUACCUAGAAUAUUCUACUACCUAUAUCUAGAUUAUAUUUUUAGACUGCCAUUGUAUUAUUGUGAUUUUUAAUAUUUUAAGGUUUCCGUCUUUAUAAUAGUGAUAAUAAAAGUGGUUGUAACAAAAAUAAUUAAUAUCUCGUAGAUAGGACUACGAGUCCUAUCUACGCAUCAUAUAAUUUUUUAAGUUUCUCAGUUUUAAAUAUGUAUAUCAUAAUUUAUUUAUUAUUCUGUUUUGUACUCGACGCAUGAUUUUAGAACUGUCGUCGUGUUUGGGAACGUAGCAUAAUAUAAAAUUAUAUUUUAAUUUAUUUUAUUUACCACGUUAUCGGUCCUUUUUGCGAAUGCAAAAUUUACCUAUAGAAUAAAGUAUAUAACUAAUUAAUAAACUUUAAAUAUAAAUGAAAAUGAGGUGAUUAUUUAUCUAUAAAAGAUAACGGAGAUUGUCGUGCAUUAAUUUUAAGCAGAAAUUCCCAAAAAACGAGCUU
This is a messenger RNA of Colias croceus (clouded yellow), 937 nucleotides long. Its product is annotated as lysozyme-like. The record is from RefSeq and is a predicted model, not a curated record. The transcript has 3 exons. Gene Ontology annotation, molecular function: lysozyme activity. NCBI's taxonomy places the organism in Eukaryota, Metazoa, Arthropoda, Insecta, Lepidoptera, Pieridae. Bases 19 to 441 code for a protein of 140 amino acids.